CAAAAUGUUAAUGAGUCAAAAAGUGGUCAGACUUGCAGACAACCACUGGUCUAAUAAUGUAUCCAUCAAAGUCCAUACAAGGUAGUUUUAGAUAGUUUCUGGAUUUAUUUUUAACAUAAGAUUAGAAUUGUAUUGUAGUUCAGCUGUGAGUAAUUCCCAACAGUGUAAUUACAUACUUUACACGCUACCCGCACAUACAGAUUAUCUCCGACAGGUGGCGAUAAACCGCAAUUCAUUUCGUGUUGCUUGACCGUCGAAGAAAACCGGGAGCUGAACACUCAGCAUUAGCUGAUUCGGUGAGCCUCGUGGAUCUAAAGUGUCACUUGUGUUCGUGCAUUAAGGUAUAAGUAUAAAAAGAUGGGUAAAUAUGACAUACAAUAGAAGGAGAAGGUUGUAUAUGCUCAAAUAAACAAGGACUGAACAACGGCACAGUAGGUGGCGAUGUGUACAUUUCGUGCAAAGCUUCGAGAAACAAAAGAAGAAAACCGGAUAUGACGUCAUUUGAGAUGUUGCUCUGGAGACGUAAAGUUAACAACUUCUAAACGCUUAAAAAAUUUCUCCACCGAUGGCUGCUCUUUAGCGGCCUUUCUCCAGGCAUCCAUCAUCAUGCUUCAAGCCGAGUCCCUUCAGCUGCUCUGCCUUACAUCGUCCAGUGGUGUCCCACUGUUCUCACGAGGCUCUUCCAAGCAGCUCCCAUUUUCCAUCAUUGGCUCUUUAAAUGGUGUCCACAUGUUUGGUGCUGGACACGGAACUCAGCUAUUGAGCUGCGAGACCGAGCGUGGCAGUCGCGUGGUCUGGCAGGUCUUUCAGGAGAGCCUGAUGCUGAUUGCUGUGAGUGGUGGUGGUGGUGGCUGCGCCGUCAGUGAGCUGCAGUUGGGCCGCCUGCUAGACAAUGUGUGGAACUGCAUGGUCAUGGUCCUGGGACAGGAUGAGUUGGCAAACAUACGCAACGUGGAGCGGUUAAAACGGGAAGUGCGCUCCUGCUACCGCUUGAUUGAUAUGCUGUUGGAGCGUGUUAGCGAUGACCAGGGCAUGAUGGGACAUUUAACACAAUGCACCGACUGCCUGCUCCUCUCCAACUCUAGCAUGGUGCAAGAGACCCUAGACUCUUUUACCCAGGCAGCGGAUAGUGAAUUUGGCUGCCUGCUUGUGCAUGGCCGUGUGGCCCAUGCCACGGAAAAAUGGUGGUCUCGUUUGGCCCCACAAGAAGUUGUUGUCCUUUUAACUCUGGUACAUUCGCUCUCUAACUCUUCCUCUUGUGAUUAUCCGGUCUUUCUGCCCAAAGGCAGUCCCACAGUUGCUAUUCGUUUACUCUGUUUCCAGCUACUUCCAGGGGUUCAUGUAUGUGUUCUUUGUGGCCCCAAACCUUCUUUGUACAAGGCAGAGAAUGAGCUUGUAGCUCGUUUUUGGUCUCCUCUGUUGGAGACUCUCCGCAGCUGUCUGGAGCAAGCUGACCGCUCCAUCCUCCCUCCAUCUGUUAACCUUCGCUGGGACGUUCAAGCUCUUCUGCUCAUCAACCGUGAAUCCCGACGUGCAAUCACAGUAUGCCCACCUGUUCGUGGGGGCGCGCCAGCAAACGCUACACCCCUUCUUUCGUCACACCGCCGCUUGGAGCUCCUUCGCCUCUUUUAUACAUUUGCUGUCACUCGAUAUUUUACCUCAGAAGAUGCACCAGUCUCGCCAGCCUCACCUACUUCUGAGCCCGUCUUUGAGGAUUUCUCUCAGGGGUUUACUCAUGUCCCUUUGCAGUGCUACCUCGUCACUGAUGACUGCAAGUGUUAUGGGCUGCAGAGUCCUCAGCAUCAGCUCUACCUCCUCACGGAUCUCUCCGUACCCACGUUUGCCUUGCGCUCCGUGGCAACACAGACUCUCACAGCUAUUACUGCUGCAACAGGUUUUUAGUACAUUGGAUUUGGUCUUAUAUUUGUUGACUCUACUGGUGAAAAUGUAACAGUUAAUGUGUUAAUCUGGCUGUGAUCAUUUAGGUUAUUUUUAUACUGUAAAGCCAAAUUUGGAUGUGACUCAACAAGGUAGAUUUGCACUUAAGUUUUUAUAAUGGUUCUACUGUAUGUUAUUUUUGAAGGUUACUUGUAGCAUUCACACUGUCAUAUCAGAUUUAUUACACGCUACCUUACUGAUGCGUUGAAUAUUAUUGAAUGUAAAAGUGUGUUUACAUUUUCAUUUAGAAAAAAAUUGUUUAUUCUCUAUACCAGGGAUGGGCAACUUCGGUCCUGGAGGGCCGGUGUCCUGCAGAGUUUAGCUCCAACUUGCCUCAGCACACCUGCUUAAAAGUUUCUAGUAUGCCCAGUAAGUCCUUAAUUGGCUGCUUCAGGUGUGUUUAAUUAUGGUUGGAGCUAAACUCUGCAGGACACCGGUCCUCCAGGACCGAAGUUGCACAUCCCUGCUCUAUACUGUUCAUGACACUGGUGAAUGUGUUGAAUUUGGUUAGUCCAUAAAUUGUUGUUUGGGAAUCAUCAUUUGGGUGAUUGUCUUAUCUUACAGUACUAAAAUAUAUUUUUUAAAAGUAAAAGUCAGCUAUUGUCUUUGAUACUGUAAUUUGUGUAAAUAAGCAGUUUAUUCUGUAUAAACCACGCCCCCUGCUGGCCACCUAAGUUAUCUUUCAAGAACAGAGUUCAGCAGUUGAACUGUUCAUUCUUAUAACACAAGUGACUAGCCAUAGAUAAUGAGGCUAGACUAUAAGCAAAUACUUAACCACACACUAAAAAAUAUUAAAUAAAACAGAACCCUGUGUUUUAGUAACAAGAGGAUAUUUAAGUUAAAUGUUAUUUAUUAAAAUAUCACAAUGUAUUUUAAGACAUAAUUGGUACCUUCAAACUCUGUAAUUUUAUGCCAUAAAAAACUGGGUACAUUUUAUUCAUUAUGUUAUUUAGUUGGCCAUUUCCAAAUAAAGUUAAACAGUCAACAAAU
Molecule: messenger RNA, 2928 nt
Organism: Misgurnus anguillicaudatus (oriental weatherfish)
Lineage: Eukaryota; Metazoa; Chordata; Actinopteri; Cypriniformes; Cobitidae
Gene: fuz
Product: fuzzy planar cell polarity protein
Biological process (GO): vesicle-mediated transport; non-motile cilium assembly
Source: RefSeq, a predicted model, not a curated record